UAGAACAAGUUUGUAUUGUUUUAAGGUGUUUUUUUAUAGAAUAUUUUGAGAAAAAAUUGAAAAUAUGUAGAAUACUUAAGAACUUUUGGAUUGUAUAUAAGUGCACAUUAAAAAGAGGAGGCCUUGUUCCAGUCGGGAGAUGGGCGAGAGCUGUGGUGUGCGAAUGUCAUGCUAGUUCUGUUAAUUGGACUGAGGUCGGCCGAGCUUUGGUGAAAAGAUUAGGGCAUAAAGGUGUGGUGACUAUCGUCCCCUUCUCCGAUGGAAAAGGAUUAUUUUUUGUGGAAACCAUAGAGGAAGCUUUAUCACUCCAUGAUUUAAGGUUUAUCAAGAUCAAGGGUGGGUUUACAGUCUUGUUAAGAAAAUGGUCGCCAAAGGAAAAUUCAAUAAUAAAGGGGAAAUUCAGAGAAGGUUGGAUAAAAUUAUGGGGUUUGCCAUUUCAUUUACGGUAUGAGGUACAUCUGAAGAAAAUUAUGGAGCAGUGGGGGAUGGUGACAGAGAUCGAUUGGAGAACGAUGAAACUGUUUAAUCUUAGCAAGGCAAGGGUGAGAGUUGUAAUGAAGGAACGAUCAAUUCUCCCAGCUUUAAUCGAGGUAUUAGAUGGGGGAUGGGAGUUCACAGUUUCAGUUGCAAUGACUGGAGAGGAAGACGUUAGGUGAGGAAGAGAAAUGGGUGAGUCAACUCGGCAGAAGCUUGGACCUCACUCGUGGACAGGUGGCAGAAAGAGGGCUGAGGAGGCUAAAUCAACGGCUGUAGGUAGGGCUUCUGAUGGGGCAGUUGGCAGAAUGAAGGAGGGAAAAGUUUGUCAAAAGGUUGAAUUUGCUCUUGUGGGGACACGUGACAAGAGAAGACCGACAGUGGGGAACAAUUGGUCCCAACCAUCCCAAUCUUUCAGUUUGAAUUCAAAUAUUCUGAGAACAGGGUAUGUCGGGCCAAGGCAGGAUGGAGAUGUUUGGGCUGGAAGGGACAAAGCCCAAUCAACUGUUAAGGAUAGGCUUUGGGCCUCCAAACAAGGGAGAAGAGCCCAAUCUUCUCUUAAGCCCAGUCCACGUUUGAAACUAACUUGGGCUGGAAGAGGGGAGUUUCUUUAAUUGGCCCGCUUUCGUUGUUGGGCCAAGAAUGGGGAGGCAAACAACCCAUCUCUGCGAAGGGCUCUUUACGUAGAGAUGACCCCUUUGCAAAGGGAAAGGGGAAGGUAGGCUAUGAGGCUUCUGAAGCUCAAUUGAGGGGUUCCGUGUUGAAGUGUGGUUCAAAGAAGCUGUGGAAUGCCCUGUUCCCUCCAAGUUCUGGUUGCUAACAAGGGAGUCGAAGUCGAAGCGAGCCUCUUAACGCUUGAGAGACCGUCGUUAGCUAGCAAUGAUCUUCCAAAGGAAGAUUCUUUCGAAGUGGGAACACAGUUGGAACGGAGCUUCAAUGCGAGUCCAAGUCAUUUGUCAGGGAGUCGAAAAAGGUGUUUCGGGGAUUGGGAAGGAACGUCGCCGCCGAGUGGAGACGCGGAUCGAAGGUCUAUUCUUAAGGCUCCUUUUCUUUCAAAAGGGAAGGAGAAAUUGCGCAACUUCUCUAAAGGUGAAGAUAGAGCAGGUUUUAAGGGUUUUGCGGGUUUUCCUCAUCGUGGCUCAUCAGUCGCGGUUUUUCCUUCUUAUCCAGUAACCAGAGAAAAAGGGUUCAACUUUGUGGGGUCUUGUGGAAUGAUGGUAGUGGAAAACCUCGAGGUAUCUUCUUAUCAACAUUCUCAGUCAUCUCUGUCUCUUCUUCCCCCUCCCUCUGGCUUGGCUCUUCCACACCUGAGUCCUUCUGUUCCCGUUCUUCCCAAUUCAGCCAUUCAGUCUCAGUUUCCUACGAAACCUUAAGUUAUAUAUGAAAUUUUUUCCAAAAAAGAUGACGAUGGGGCUUUUUGUCUUGGGUCUGUUGGCAAUCCUAACUGAGAUGUUGUGGUGUCCCAGUUAGCUAGUCUAAACCAUUUGUCCGAGAGUUUUAAAUCCUUUAAGUCCAAUCCCAACUCGCCUCUUGGGGCCCCCAACUUGGUUAUAGUUUGCCAGGGUGAUGUGGAACCCCCCCCCCGAUGGGUGGGUUCCAAAUUGAAGGCCUUUCCCCAGCAAAAUGACCAAAGUCUGUGAGGUCUUAAGUUCUCUGGACAUUAAGGUGUAUUCAAGGCAGAAGAACAGAUUUUACACAGAUAGUUGAGAUCUGUUGGCGUUGGUUUGGAGGUUUAGGGUCAGUGAGGUGUAUUUAUGAAAAUCAUCAGUUGGAAUACUAGGGGUUUGAGUUCUAGGAAAAAACGAAGGGUGGUUACGGAUUUUUUUAGGCUCGAGAAUCCGGAUGUAGUGAUAUUUCAUGAAACAAAAAGAGAGGUGUGCGACAUAAGGUUUGUAGGUAGUGUCUGGUCGGUUAGGAAUAAGGAAUGGGAUGCUCUUCCGGCGUGCGGGGCUUCGGGAGGGAUUUUGAUCAUUUGGGACUCAAAGAAAUUGAGCAGUGAGGAGGUGGUAAUUGGAUCUUUUUCUGUUUUAAUCAAGUUUUUGUUGGAUGGAUGUGGACCCUUAUGGUUGUCCGCAGUUUAUGGCCCAAACAAUCCCUUAAUUAGGAAGGAUUUUUGGAUGGAGCUGUUUGACAUUUUUGGCCUUUCUUUUCCAUUAUGGUGUGUGGGCAGUGAUUUUAAUGUUAUAAGGAGAAGUUUAGAAAAAUUAGGUGGCUCUAGUUUCACUUCUAGCAUGAGGGAUUUUGAUGGUUUUAUAAGAGAUUGUUAAUUACUUGAUCCCCUCAUACGGAAUGCCCCUUUCACUUGGUCAAACAUGCAAGAGUCACCGAUGUGCAAGAGAUUGGAUCGGUUUCUUUAUUCAAAUGAAUGGGAGCUUUUCUUCCCUCAAAGCCUUCAAGAAGUUCUUCCUAGAUGGACAUCCGAUCAUUGGCUGAUUGUUUUGGAUACCAAUCCUUUCAAAUGGGGCCCAACACCUUUUAGGUUUGAGAAUAUGUGGUUGCAACAUCCAAGUUUCAAAGAGUGCUUUAGUAGUUGGUGGAGAGAAUUUGAAGGCAAUGGUUGGGAAAGUCACAGGUUCAUGAGGAAGUUACAAUUUGUUAAGGCAAAAUUGAAAGAUUGGAAUAAGAAUACUUUUGGAAUGCUAAAGGAAAGGAAAAAAAGCAUCUUGGAUGAAAUAUCUAACAUUGAUGCCAUUGAGCAAGAAGGGGUUCUCUCUUCUGAUCUUUCUGCUCAAAGAGUUUUAAGAAAAGGGGAGCUAGAGGAAUUAAUAUUGAGGGAAGAAAUUAAUUGGAUACAAAAAGCUAAGGUGAAAUGGGUUAAAGACGGGGAUUGCAAUUCAAAGUUUUUUCAUAAAGUGGCUAAUGGCAGACGAAACAGGAAUUUCAUCAAGUUUUUGGAGAAUGAAAGAGGUUUGGUGUUGGAUAAUUCCGAGAGCAUCACAGAGGAGAUCUUACUAUAUUUUAAAAAGCUCUACUCGAGUCUUCCCCGAGAGUCUUGGAGAGUCGAAGGCAUAGAUUGGUCCCUAAUCUUAGAAGAGAGUACGUCUAGGCUGGAUUCCCCUUUUUUCGAAGAAGAGAUCUUUAAUGUCGUUUUUUAGUUAGAUAGGGAUAAGGCAUCAGGGCCUAAUGGUUUUACCAUAGUAGUGUUUUAGGAUUGUUGGGAGGUGAUCAAGGAAGACUUAGUGAGGGUGUUUGCAGAUUUUCACAGUAACGGGAUUAUUAAUCAAAGCACUAAUGCCUCCUUCAUAGUUCUUUUGCCCAAAAAAAGUCAGACAAAGAAGAUUUCAAAUUUUAGACCUAUUAGCUUGAUCACUUGCCUAUAUAAGGUAAUAGCCAAAGUUCUAUCAGGGCGAUUAAGAGGAGUACUACACGAAACUAUCCACUCUACUCAAGGUGCUUUUGUUCAAGGGAGACAAAUUUUUGAUGCGGUUCUUAUAGCCAAUGAGAUAGUGGAUGAGAA
Vitis riparia (riverbank grape) is the source of this 3931-nucleotide messenger RNA. RefSeq lists its product as uncharacterized. The record is from RefSeq and is a predicted model, not a curated record. The transcript has 2 exons. Bases 1263 to 1847 code for a protein of 194 amino acids. NCBI's taxonomy places the organism in Eukaryota, Viridiplantae, Streptophyta, Magnoliopsida, Vitales, Vitaceae.